AUGGAGCUUGACGUCGAAGUGGUCUCCCAUGAGAUUGUGACGCCAUCGUCCCCGACGGCAGACGGACUUCGCCGCUACCAACUAUCGUUCCUUGAUCAACUAAACCCCUUGCUCUAUAACUCUCUGGUCUAUUUUUAUCCGAAAAUAUGUGACACCGACGCCGAUAAAAUCACGAUUUCCGAUCGGUUAAAGCGAUCCAUUUCCAGUGCUUUGACGUAUUUCUACCCGUUGGGUGGUCGGAUGACGGAGGACCAACUGUUCGUUGAUUGUAAUGAUGAAGGGAUACCCUUUGUGGAAGCUCGAGUGAACUGCAAACUUUCCGAAGUUUUGAACAAGCCAGUCCCGAAGGAGCUCAACAAGUUGCUUCCUUUCGAAAUCCAUGGAGACCAUAAAAUUCUCCUCGGAAUCAAACUCAACGUUUUCGACGGCGGCGGGAUAGGGAUCGGGGUGUGUGUUUCCCACAAAAUCGGAGACGCCCUUUCGUUCUUCUCGUUUGUGAAAACAUGGGCAGCCAUUGCUCGUGGGGAGACGAUGUUGAUCGGCCCGGAAUUCAAAUCAGCCUCUCUUUUUCCACCACGGGAUCUCAAGGGAUUCACACCAAGAAUCAGUCAGUUGAAGAUCGAACAACUUGUAACGAAGAGGUUCGUGUUUAGUACCACCAAAGUGGAGGAGAUCAGAAGAAAAUAUUCCGAGAAAAAUACCCAAACACGCCCGACUCGCGUCGAGGCCUUAUCGGCGUUCAUCUGGGACCGGUUGACUACUUCCAUUAACGUAAGAUCGAAACCCAACACGCUGUUCAUGAUUAAUCACAUGGUGAACAUACGUCCAAGAAUCGAACCCCCUUUGCCGGAGUAUUCAAUCGGAAACUUUUUUAGCUUUUCACUGACGAUCCCAUCAAUGGAGGACGGUAACCUCGUUUCCCAGAUGAGAGACUCCAUAAAAGCAGUGAACAAUGAGUACGUGAAGAAGCUCCGAGAUGGAUAUAAUCACUUGGACUGCUUUAAAGAGAAGACAGCGAGUUAUGGAAAAUGCGAGAUCGUUGCGUUUACUUUCACGAGUUUAUGCAGGUUUCCUCUAUACGAAGCUGAUUUCGGUUGGGGGAAACCCAUUUGGGCAGGCUCCAGUGAUCGGGAAAUCAAUAACGUGGCUACUUUCAUGGACACCAUAACCGGUGAUGGGAUCGAGUCUUGGAUUACCCUAAAAGAGGAAGAAAUGGAGAAAUUCGAUUCGGAUGAGGAAUUGCUUGCAUAUGUUGAUGCUCCAAAAAGCUUGUAAGGAUUAUUUACUUGUUGUAUGU
Molecule: messenger RNA, 1297 nt
Organism: Hibiscus syriacus
Lineage: Eukaryota; Viridiplantae; Streptophyta; Magnoliopsida; Malvales; Malvaceae
Product: stemmadenine O-acetyltransferase-like
Exons: 1
Coding region: 1-1275 (424 amino acids)
Source: RefSeq, a predicted model, not a curated record